GCUUCGGCGGGCUGAAUGGCUGCAGGGCUGGCCGUCAGGGUGGUCGCGGGACUGGUGGCCGCGGCCUUGGCUGCAGUGUUCUUGGAACACUACGGCCUGGCCGGCUGGUCUUCACCACUGCCUCAGCCCCGCACUCCCCGGAGCCCGCACCCUGCGCCGGGUCCCGGAGCCAGCAACGUCUUCUGGGGUCUGCAGAUAUCCGACAUUCACCUGAGCAGGUUUCGCGAUCCAGGCAGAGCUGUAGACUUAGAGAAGUUCUGUUCUGAAACUGUUGACAUCAUUCAACCAGCUCUCGUCCUAGCAACAGGAGACCUGACAGAUGCCAAAACAAAGGAAAAUUUGGGAUCCAUGCAGCAAGAGGUAGAAUGGCAAACUUACCAUAGUAUUCUAAAGAAGACAAAAGUCAUGGAAAAAACCAAGUGGCUCGAUAUCAAAGGAAAUCAUGAUGCAUUCAACAUUCCAAGUCGGGAGAGUGUUGAGAAUUAUUACAGGAAGUAUUCUGCCGUACGGAGGGAUGGCUCUUUUCGUUAUGUCCACAGUACUCCCUUUGGCAACUAUUCUUUCAUCUCUUUGGAUGCCAGCCUUAAUCCAGGGCCUAAGAGACCUUUUAAUUUCUUUGGAAUUUUAGAUCAGAAACAGAUGGAGGAGCUUUCGUUACUGGCCAAGGAAAGUAGUUGGAGCAACCACAGUAUUUGGUUUGGACACUUUACAACAUCCACUGUCCUUUCUCCAUCACCAGGACUUCGGUCAAUAAUGAGUUCGGCUACAGCUUAUUUGUGUGGGCAUCUUCAUACCCUUGGUGGACUUAUGCCUGUUUUGCACACUCGUCACUUCCAGGGCCCUUUGGAACUUGAGCUAGGAGACUGGAAAAAUAACAGAAGGUACCGGAUCUUUGCUUUUGAUCAUGACCUCUUUAGCUUUGCAGAUUUGAUCUUUGGAGAGUGGCCUGUGGUUCUUAUCACUAAUCCUAAGUCACUUCUCUAUAGUUCUGCUAAACAUGAACCACUAGAAAGACUCCUUCACUCAACACACAUCAGAGUCCUGGCCUUUUCCUUAUCCUCCAUUACUUCAGUUGCAGUUAAGAUUGAUGGAGUUCAUUUAGGGCAAGCUAGUCAUUUGUCUGGUCCUAUUUUCAUACUAAAGUGGAACCCAAGAAACUACAGUAAUAAGACACAUAACAUAGAAGUAAUCGUUCAGGAUUCUGCUGGAAGAAGUAAGAGUGUUCACCACAUAUUUUCAGCUCGAGAGGAUAUUCAGCUCAGAUUUGAUCCCCUGGCAUCAUUUAUUCUUCUUACUGACCAUUGUACUGUGGCCCGGGUCAUAUUUGUGAUGAUUGUGCUGAUCCAGCUCAUCAUUCUCAUUAUUUUUCGGUAUCAAGCAUAUCCAGAGCAUAAAGGACCACCAGGAUUUACAAAUUUGACAUCAUUUUCCCUUCAUGUCUUGAGCAAACUAAAUAUCUCCUACUAUUCUGUGUUGCUGCUGACCCUGUAUACAGUGCUGGGCCCAUGGUUUGUUGGUGAAAUCACUAAAGGCAAAUUGGGCUGCUGCUUUUCCUUUGGGAUCUUUGUUGAUGGACAUUUCCUACAAGGCAGUGUAACGUUUAUAGUUGGAAUUCUCCAGCUGGUGUUUUUUAACAUCCCCUUGAUGGGUUACCUGUGUUGGAUUUUGCUGCAGCGGUGCUUUGGUCACAGCUUCAGGUCUCAUCUCCGUCAAGGAAAAUACUUGAAAAUUAUACCUGUUCACCUACUUAUGUUACUGCUGUACAUCUGGCAUAUUUAUUCCUGCUACUUUCUUCAUGUGACAUAUGGCACUCUAGCUUUAUUAUUCUCCCCUUUACGGACCUGGUUGACACUGGCGACACCUGUUCUCAUUCGUUGUGUUUGGACAGUGAACUCUGCUAAGCUUGGAACCUUCAUAGUGCAGUUAAAAAGCCACUUGAGCUCCUGAAGUCUGUAUCUCCUCAUCCACCUCUGUAGCCCAGGCCUCUGCCUCAGCAGCAGGUGAAAGGCCAGUAUUGAUGGGCAAAGUCAGGGAGCUGCUGUUCCUUGGACACCUGGGAGUUGGGGGGAAUUACCUACUACUGAUUCUUGCAGAAUGGACUGCAGAAAACUAUAUAAUGCCGUGAUUCCUCCCUUCCUCAAGAAGGUAAAGGGUUGAUUUACUUUUGUGAAGAGAAAGCUUUUAUCUAGGAGAUCCACAGGGCAGGGGCUGGUGGAUAUGGGAGUAUCUGAGGCCCACUCAGUGUGUUUUUUAGAUACCUCAUGUAAAGUACCUAGCACAGUGUCUGGAACUUGGCAGCCUGUAAGGAGGCCACUUUAGGGACAGGGAACGUGCAAACUUGGACCUGACCCUGACUACCCUUGUUUAGUUCCUAGUCCUUUUUUCGACAGGAUUAUGGGCUCUCUCCUUCCUCAGUCGGGGGUGUUUUCAACUACUCAAAUACCAAUAAAUGA
Messenger RNA from Budorcas taxicolor (takin), 2453 nucleotides. It is a transcript of the gene TMEM62, whose product is annotated as transmembrane protein 62. Lineage: Eukaryota; Metazoa; Chordata; Mammalia; Artiodactyla; Bovidae. The coding region runs from base 16 to 1947 and encodes 643 amino acids. Gene Ontology annotation, molecular function: hydrolase activity. The transcript is spliced from 14 exons. The record is from RefSeq and is a predicted model, not a curated record.